UGUGAAUCCAAUAGAGGUCAGGGAACCAGUGUAGUCUGGGAAAACCCAGGUCCUUUGCACGUUAUUGUGUUGUUAGCCAAUUGCAGUACAAAAAUAAUGCAAUACAAUGCAUGCACUGAUGCGGUCGAGUUUAUAGAGAAAGGUCGUGUGUUGUUGGUUCUACGAAUAGACUAAGUACGUGCCACAAUACGCUCUUGUAAUUGUAUUAUUUCAAUUUGCCCAGUAAGUUUAUCUACGGCAUAAUGGCUUGAUUUUGUCUGCGAACUCUGAUAGCUAAAAAUCUGUAACUUUCCACAUUCACAAUGGCGACCACAGUGAAGGAGAUAGGUAGCUGGCAGUCCAAGGGGACGCUAGGGCAGGGAGGCUUUGGGACUGUCACUUUAUGGCAACAAAAGGAAACUAAAGAUGAAGUGGCCCUAAAGCAGUGCAGAGUCAACCUAGACGCCAAGAACAAGAAAAGAUGGGCCAUGGAGAUCGAUAUCAUGAAGCGCUUGAAGCACCCCCACAUCGUACAAGCUAAGGAUGUUCCUUCAGAACUGCAGUUAGGUCAGGGGGAGCUCCCCCUAUUAGGCAUGGAGUACUGCAAGAAAGGAGACCUACGCAAGGUCCUAUGCAGACCAGAGAAUUGCUGUGGCUUGCGGCAAGAACAGGUCUUAGAUGUAGCCAAGCACAUCUGUGACGGCGUGGAGUAUCUGCAUUCCAAACGCAUCAUCCAUCGGGACCUGAAACCGGAGAACAUUGUCAUACAGGAGAAUGAAAAUGGACAGCUUGUCUACAAGUUGACUGACCUGGGCUAUGCCAAAGACCUGGACCAGGGAAGUGUAGCCAGUACCUUUGUAGGGACUCUCCAGUAUCUGGCACCAGAACUCUUUGCAUCACAGAAGUACAAUCAGACAGUCGACUACUGGACUCUGGGCACUGUGCUGUUUGAGUGCAUCACAGGCAGCCGGCCGUUUCUACCCCACAUGCCUCCAGUUAAAUGGCACGGCACAGUGAAGCAGAAGACGGAUGAGGAAAUAUGUGCUUACAUCAACGAAGAAGGUGCCCCGAUCUUCACAGAGUUCCUACUGACCCCAAACCACUUAGUAGAACUCUACAGAAAAGGGUUUGAGAUGGUACUUCGGAAUAUGCUGAGGUUCGAGCCGGACCACCGAGGAGGCGGCCUGGACCCAGAGACCAAACGGCCGCAGUGCUUUGUCUUCUUGGAUGGGAUGCUAGCCGUGCAUGUUGUCAAUGUGCUGUACAUGAACACAGACACUCUCUACAGCUACGGCAUCAGGAAUAACGACGCCAUGUCCGUCAUACAGAAACAACUAGAGAAGGACACUGGCGUAGCUCCCAGUCAGCAGGAUAUCCUCUUGCCUACUGGCCAGUCGGUGGAUCCACAGAAACCUGCUGUCCAGUACACACAGGGAGAGAAUCAGCCAGGAUUCACAAUGUUCAUGUUCCGGAAGGGUAACGUUCCGGAGACCUUGCCACCGAAACCCAAACCGGACCGAGUCAACAUGAUCAUUCAAGAGCCGAAGACCCUACUCAGCUACAAUGACAGGAAGAAGUGCUGGGGCCAGGCUGUGUACUUCUGCAACCAGCAAGCCAAGGAAGCAUCUAGGCUUCUGGAGGGUGCUAGAGCUUCAAUGUUGUGCACCAUGCGGUUGAACCAUCAGCUGACGGACCUACACAAAGACAUGAUGAGUCAGAUGCACAAAUUGGAAGCCAAGCAGGAUAUGUUUCGCUCAAGCCUGGAGUUUGACAUCGAUUCCUACGCAGUCCAGUCUCCCACGGGCAUCACUUCAGAAAAGAUGUUUCGCAGCUGGAAAAACGCUGAGCGAGAAAUUGUUGAAGACUUUGAUUCAUUAAAGAGGGUGUACUCCUUGAAUGGUCAUGUCAACAUAACCCAAACCAAGAUUGUGGAACUGCAGAAAAGUCCGCUGUCCAGACAGAAGCAGGUGGAAGGCCUGGUGGAAGUUGAAGUAGCAGCCCAGAAGCUGUAUCGUGAACUACAGCAGAGUAAAGGUGGAGAAGCAGGUUGCACCUUCCAAGACAGUUCCAAGAUGCAGAAUUUGAUCAUCAAAAGCAUCAACUACAGAACCAAACAGACCAAGGAACUCUAUGGUCAUCUGCAGAAAUUAGUGUAUUGUAAAGUGGAGUCAGAGAGGCUGGUUCCACAGAUCGCUACUAGUGUCAACGAGAUGAGGAACCUGGAGAGGAGAAUGAUCUCCCACCAGCAACAACGGCAGAAAGAUAUCUGGACACUCCUUAAACAUGCUGUUAGCAGAGUUCAUAAUACUGUUUCACCACCGGUGUCAGCGGCUAACAAUAUACAUUACAGCCGUCAGUCCUCCUCAGCCUCAGUUACCAGUUCCGGCUCUGGCUCAGGCUCAGGCUCUGCCACGGACCUGUUGAGUCUUGGAAACAAACCACUUCAAGAUUCGUUAACACUGGUGAACCAAAGCUCUGUGACAAGAAACAAGUUUGACGAUGUCGUUGAGAGCAUCAAAGCCGAACAGGAAGAGUUACUGCAGGCGACAGAAACAAAGAAGUGGGAGUUCCUCAACAGUUAAGAGAAAAACAUGCAUCACUGAAGUGGCGCAGUAAUCUUGCAGCACGAUUUUCAACUGUUGUACCCUCUAAACAUCUGACCACAUCUGGAUACAGAUUACUCCAUCAAGACAAAAGUUUGAAGUGGGUCCCUACCCCCAUAGGCACCAGCCUAUAUUGGUCGGGUGUCUAUAUCCAAGUACCAUGGCAUUGUAUGCAGCUUUGAUAGGGAACUACAUGUAUAGUGACCUGUCUUCCACAUUUCAUUUCUGAAAGUAGGAGUUUUGGGUUUUAAAUUUUCAUCUGUCAGCUGAUGGAACUGUCAUCCAAGUGUUUAAUAAGUAACCCAAAAUGCAAUUUGUUAUAGGCUUGGGAAGUUCACAGUGAACUUACACGGUUCCUUUAAUAAGUGAUUGGUACUGCAGUUCUGGUUUCAACUAGCUUGCAAGGUAGAACCAGGCAGAACUGGGUAGAACCGGGUAGAUCCGGUAGAACCGUUUACCCACCAGAAUAUCCCAAGCCUAACCUGUGGUGUUUAUUUCACUGAAAUCAUAAUUCCAUUGUACAUGUAAUUGUAAAUACAAUGUAAUGUGUGACAUUAAAUUUUAUGCAUAUAAUGAAAUCCGUUUCAGCUAAGCGAAGUGUUAGGUCCUUUCGUUGACACUUAUGUGAAGGCAUUGCUGUUUUGGUUGAUGGGUUAAUUGUUUUAUCAAGGUAAGGACGAUGUGAAAGAAUGCAAUUGUGCAUUUCAGAUAAAUGGAGCUGUUGAACUGGAGUUACCCAUAACAUUCUGUUCAUUGUAGUAGGGUCUUUCAUACACCAUUGUUGUGACUUGUGAUACAGGGUGAGUGAAAAAACAGCUAACCCAAAUGGCGCCCCCUAUUUUUAAAAGAAGUUCUGCACAUCGCAUGUGAACGCCCAAUUAAUAAGUUUGCAUUUAGUAAAAGAAUCAUUCAAAUCACUCAUGUACUUUUCCAGUUACGGAUUUUUGAACACAAAGACAGUUUUAAAAGUUUGCCCGAUCCACGACAUCACAUUUAAGGUACAUGAUAUUUCAAGAAAAUGAAACCAUGUCGUAUCACGAAAAUGAUAUCAACAUAUUAUCCCAUAAGUCUCCGGGGUAGCCAAGUAGAAGUUCUAGAAGGCAGGGCAGGACUAUAAACUCGUGACAUUUUAAAGCAUGUUGUUUAACAUUGGAAGCAAAGGUGUUUAAAUAAGGUUUACGAUAAGAGCCAGUUAUCGUUGUUAUGAGAGUGUUCCGAUGUCUUUUUCUAUAUGUGAAUUGUUUUCAUUUUGCUGAAAUAUGACUAACCUUUAUUGUGAUUCUUGGACAAAAUUUUAAAACUGCAUUUGUGUUUAAAAGUCUGUAACUGGAAAAGUACAUGAGUGCUAUGAAUGAUUAUUUUACUAAAAUAAAGCUUAUUAAUUGGGCUUUCACAUCCUAGAUCUGACAAGUGCUGCGUACAUGCAGCAAGUCUUUUAAAAUUGGAGUUGCCCUUUGGGUUUCCUUUUUUUUUUACACCGUAUUGUUUAAAAUAUUUUAUCAAAGUGAAUUUUUUUGAUGCCAGGGGAAUUAUAUGUAAAAAAAGAAAUACAUGUUUGUGAAACGACAUUGUAAUAUUCUGCAACCUGAAUUAAUGAAACAACAGAUUAUUGGAAUUUUGGCCACUUAAAAAUGUGUAUUGGUGAUGCCAAACUGAACUUGUAUAUUGUACCUUUAUGGUUAUGUCACUUAUACAGGAAUACAUAUAAAAGUAAUUUAAAAGUGAACCUUUUGUAACAGAAAA
This is a messenger RNA of Patiria miniata (bat star), 4325 nucleotides long. RefSeq names its product inhibitor of nuclear factor kappa-B kinase subunit alpha-like. The transcript has 21 exons. Gene Ontology annotation, molecular function: IkappaB kinase activity; ATP binding. The record is from RefSeq and is a predicted model, not a curated record. NCBI's taxonomy places the organism in Eukaryota, Metazoa, Echinodermata, Asteroidea, Valvatida, Asterinidae. Gene Ontology annotation, cellular component: IkappaB kinase complex; cytoplasm. Bases 303 to 2561 code for a protein of 752 amino acids. Gene Ontology annotation, biological process: tumor necrosis factor-mediated signaling pathway; positive regulation of transcription by RNA polymerase II; peptidyl-serine phosphorylation.